CAAGCCAAGCCUUCAAUCGUGCUCUUUCUCUCUCCCGUUAAAAAUCUCCCGAGUUCAGUACGAACAUUUCGCUUUUAAUACUUGAUCCCAUCACUCCAAGAAACAAAACAGGUACAACACAGUUCCACAUUCCCCAUUGCAUGGUCACAACCACAAGCUUCGCCAUGAAAUCCAAGCCUUACUCUCACCACCACCUCAGUCGCCAGAACUCAAAUGGUGCCGGUGGCUACGCUAGUGAGAGUAGCAACAGCGGCAGCAACUCACCGAGUCCCCCUCCCUCACCGCGCCGUCAUGCUACCGUCUCGCAUUAUCGUCGGCGACUCCGUACCAAGACUAACUCGUUUUCGCUCCGUGAUAACUUAGGCGUUAGUUUUCUUUUCCGGUGGAACUUCCGGUACUUGGUGCUGCUCACUCUGUUGUACGUUUCGGGCUUGAUCAUGUGUGUGGGCCCCUUCUCUGAGCUUAUUGGAUUCCCUCCGGUUCCCGGGUCGGUUUAUAGAAGUCACGAGAUCUUUGAGAAGCUUUGGGAUGAUAUUCAGUUUGAUAAUUCUUCGGCCAUUGAUUUGUCCUCCGUAUGGAAACGCAGGAGACUGAAGAUGCAGAAACCCUGUCUAAAUUCAACAGCUGGACAGCAUUUUGGUGUAGAAAAAGAGUCCGGCAGCCCAAGCGGUUACUUGAUUGUUGAGGCUAAUGGCGGUCUCAACCAACAACGAUCUGCGAUCUGCAAUGCAGUGGCUUUAGCUGGACUUUUAAAUGCAGUACUUGUCAUACCUCGUUUUGAGUUGAACAGUGUUUGGAAGGACCCAAGUGAGUUUGGAGAUAUAUAUGAUGAGGACCACUUUAUAAGCACCCUUGAUGGCUAUGUUAAGGUGGUCAGAGAACUACCUGAUCUCCUGAUGGAAAAAUAUGAUGACAAUAUUACUAAUAUUCCAAACAUUCGUGUCCAAGCUUGGGCUCCUGCUAAAUAUUACAUUAGAGAAGUUUAUCCUGUCUUGAAAGAGCAAGGGGUGAUCCGAAUUGCCCCAUUUGCUAAUAGACUGGCAAUGAAUGUACCGCCUCAUAUUCAAUUGCUGCGAUGCAUAGCUAAUUACAGAGCCUUGAGGUUCUCUUCCCCCAUAUCAACACUAGCAGAGAAACUACUUAAGAGAAUGAUUGAGAAAAGUUCAAAGACUGGUGGAAAGUAUGUGUCCAUCCACCUUCGUUUUGAGGAGGACAUGGUAGCCUUCUCAUGCUGUUUAUAUGAUGGGGGAAAGGCUGAAAAAGUUGAAAUGGAUUCAUUUCGAGAAAAAUGGUGGAAGGGGAAGUUCAAGAGAAAAGAUCGUGUCAUCGUACCUGGUCUGAAUCGUGUCAAUGGAAAAUGCCCUCUAACCCCCUUGGAGGUUGGGAUGAUACUACGUGGUAUGGGAUUUAAUAACAACACUUCGAUUUAUUUAGCCUCGGGGAGAAUUUACCAGGCAGAAAGACAUUUGGCUCCCUUACUAAAGAUGUUUCCCCUUCUUUAUACAAAAGAAUCUCUUGCAACCCCGGAUGAACUUGCUCCUUUUAAGGAGUAUUCUUCGCGGCUGGCUGCGUUGGACUACACGGUAUGUUUGUUUAGUGAAGUUUUUGUGACAACUCAGGGUGGAAAUUUUCCCCAUUUUCUAAUGGGCCAUAGGAGAUUCCUUUUUGAUGGACAUGCAAAGACCAUUAAUCCUGAUAAACAAAAGCUUGUUCUUCUACUCCAGAACAUGAACAUCAGCUGGAUGACUUUCAAGGAAGAGAUGGGAAUAAUGCUCUCUGAAAACGAUCGCAAGGGAAUUAUGGUACCCAGAGUUCGUAAAAUCAAUAGAAAAACUUCCAUUUACACAUUUCCUUUGCCAGAAUGCCGUUGUCUCCAACAAUCAAAUAACACAAUAUUAAAAUUGACCAAUUCUGUAAACCCUCCAAGUUCCCAGUUGGUGUCUGCAAGAUGACAAUCCGAUGUUUGUUUGGCUUCCUUCACUU
This is a messenger RNA of Pistacia vera, 1983 nucleotides long. Its product is annotated as O-fucosyltransferase 10. NCBI's taxonomy places the organism in Eukaryota, Viridiplantae, Streptophyta, Magnoliopsida, Sapindales, Anacardiaceae. The coding region runs from base 141 to 1952 and encodes 603 amino acids. The record is from RefSeq and is a predicted model, not a curated record. The transcript is spliced from 10 exons.